Molecule: messenger RNA, 372 nt
Organism: Aspergillus niger
Lineage: Eukaryota; Fungi; Ascomycota; Eurotiomycetes; Eurotiales; Aspergillaceae
Exons: 6
Coding region: 1-372 (123 amino acids)
Source: RefSeq, a predicted model, not a curated record
AUGUGUCGGCCAUCCAUGGUGGAAGUUAGUCUAGGCAUCAGUCAUGCACAGAGCAAGCCAGGUGCGGUUCGCGGGCUGCUUUUAGGGCUGCCCAUUUUUGAGUCUUUCUUGGCUCCGAGACUACGGGAGGAUGCGAUUUGUGCUAGUGGCACUUAUAAUGCUGCUGCUACUGCUGCUGCUGCUGCUAUGCGAUUCAGCGUGAGGACUGUUUGGAAGUACGGCAAGCCGGCUGAGUCGGAUGAAUGCUCACGGAUGAUCAUUGGCGGGUGUGCUGCGGGGCCAGGCGAUCCAUCACAUAUACUAGUCCAGAAGGCUCUGGAUGAUCGGGGCCGUGCCUGGUUAGGAGGAGAGCUUGGUUGCCGUGUACAAUAG